ACACGGUUGGCUCAUUCACGAUUCAACUGGCACCGCGAAAUUGUCGCAAAUAUUUUAAGUGAUGUUAGAAUAGUUUACCUUUGUUUCGAAAAAAAAAUUGCACAAAUUUUAAGAUGAAGUGGGUUUUUUAUGUAAUCGUGUUUGUGUAUAUGUUUUAUAGAGCAGUUUAUGGACUGAACACUAACGGAAUUGGCAGUAACCAAGUAAUAGCACUGGAUGACAACUCUGACUAUGGAGAUGGGAUAUUUGUUGCCGCGGGAGAGCGAAAAAUUAUUAGCUGUAAAGCUUCGGGUAAAAACCAAGAGAUAAAAUGGUACAACCCUAAAGGCCUCGCCAUAUCUCGCAUACAAUCCGGGCGCGUGUACACGUCGCAGUACUUCGUGCAGUCCCCGCGUGCGCCUGCGCUGGUGCUGAACAUUACGGAGGCCGAAGUGCACGACAGCGGAGUGUGGGUGUGCCGCGCGGGAGACACCGUUAGGAACGUCUCCAUUUGUGUCAUUGAUCCUACGAAUUUCGAAGGAACACCUACUGAAGUAGCUGCAGAUGAGGGUCGCUCCUACACGUUGUCCUGCCAGACCAAGGGAGAACCCGAGGCCACGAUAUCAUGGACUAGAAACGGACGAGUUAUAAACGAAUUUGAUUACCAAGACAUGCCUAAGUACAGAGUAAUGACGAAAUAUAACAGACAAGGAAUUGAAGGAUUACUAACUAUUAUGUCACUAAGUGUCGAGGAUAGCGGCGUGUAUACUUGUAUUGCCACCCAAGAAACGGAAUUAGCGGACAAAUGUGGAAAAAACCAAACUGUUGAUAUUAUGCUAAAUAUUAACCAUGUCCCUACAUUUGGAGAAAGGACGAAGGAGAAUGUUUACGGAACCGAAAGUGAAAGUUUAUUUCUAAGAUGCGAGGCUGAUGGCUACCCUCAACCAACCUAUAAGUGGUUCAUAAAAAAUGGUGGAGCAAAUUCAGUACAAAUAGCUGAUAAAGAAAUAGUUUUCGCUGAUAAUGACUCCGCUUCUGUUUUACCAGUAAAGGUGACAGAAGACAGCUUCGACAGUCUGUACAUUUGUCACGCGUCAAACCAGCUGGGAGAUGUUGAAUUGGAGUUUCAUAUACUGGAAUCUAUGAUUCCUAAAAAACCUGAUGAGGUAGAAAUUAACGAAGAUCUAACCACAAGUAAAACAAUUGUUUUGAAUCUUUCGUGGAAUGAAGAAAUACGAUUUGAUAUAAGCAAAAUUGAAGUACAGUAUUUGCCAACGGCGCAAUUACCAAGAAAAAGAGCGACCACACUGAGGGAAAGAGAUUGGAAACAUUCAAAACUAUAUUCGGCCCCGACUGGUGAAGUUCUUGAAGAUAGCACUAUGGCUGUAUUGGAGGGUUUAGAGCCAUCGACUGAGUAUUGGGUGCGAUUACGCAUUAAUAACGACAUCGGUGACUCACUGUGGUCAAACUCAAUUAGGGCAUCAACCAAAGAAGGAAAAGACGACGAGGAAGAAGAAAAUGAAAUAGAAGACGAACAAAUAAAAGAAGAUCGCGAUGUAGAAGUACCCACUGAGCCCGAGCCAGAUACAAAUGAAGACGAUUCGCUUGUUACUACCGAAAAGCAAGCAACGCCGCUAUCAGAAGAUUCCGGAAGGUUUUACGGCCUGUUCUUUGCCGUAGGUGUUUUAAUAGUUGCUGUCGGUUGCACUUUCAUUGUAAGGAUGGUUUAGGAUCGUGUUCAUUAUUCCGAUAUUAUUUCAUCGUUAUUUAUGAUUGACAUUUUACGUACAUUGUUCAGUUUAUUGGUUCAC
This is a messenger RNA of Cydia strobilella, 1790 nucleotides long. RefSeq names its product limbic system-associated membrane protein-like. Gene Ontology annotation, molecular function: protein binding. NCBI's taxonomy places the organism in Eukaryota, Metazoa, Arthropoda, Insecta, Lepidoptera, Tortricidae. The record is from RefSeq and is a predicted model, not a curated record. Bases 114 to 1709 code for a protein of 531 amino acids. The transcript has 10 exons.